AUGUCGGAGGAGGAGGAGGAGGAGGGCGAGGCGGCGUCGGCGUCGGUGCUGCGGGCGCUGGAGGCUCUGGUGGGGCGGGCGGGGGGCCGGCAGCGGCUGCUGCUGGUGGCGGAGCGGCGCGCCGGGGAGGCUCCGCCGCGCGCCCUGCUGGAGCGCUUCGCGCGGGACCUCUUCGGCGAGGCGUCGGGGCCGUCGGGGGCGCCGGAGCGGGGCGCGGACCCCCCGCGCUGGGGCCGGGCGGAGGCGCGGCGGGGCGCGGGGCGGCGCUGGCCCCGCUGCCCGCUGGCCUUCGUGCUGUGCCGCCCGUCGGGGGGCCGCCGGCGUGGGCUGGGCGAGGUGGUGCGCGACGUGCGCGGGCAGCUGGCGCCGUCGGCCGGGCUGGUGGGCGUGCUGGUGGGCGAGGGGCCGGAGCCGCCCGGGGCCGAGCGGGAGGCGGCGCGCCUGCGGCUGGAGGCGCUGCUGCGCCGGGCCGCCGCGACCCCCGGCGCCCCCCGCGGGGCCACCCAGGCCGCCCACUACAGCCCCGGCGCCCCGCAGCCCGUCCGCCGCGCCGCCCUGCGCGCCCUCCGCGCCGCCCUCCAGCUGACAGCAGAUGGGCUGGAAACUGAGAAGCAGAGACUCCCCGCCUUCUUGCGGUGCUUUUCCUGGGGCAGAAGGAGCCGGAAGACGUCGGGCUGCUUGGACAAACCUGCAGACCCUUCUAGGGACGAUGGUACACAAGAGACAGAAGAAGGGGUUGCUUUAAUCAACAUGGUGCCAAAUGGGAAUUGCGAAGAAAUCUGUGGAGGGGCAGGGAGGUGGGGUACGGGGCAAGAAGCCUUCCGGUACACACAGGACGCCUUACCUUCGACCACCCCCGGCCUGUCGGCCUCUGGCUGGGACACUGUCGGACCUCAGGUGGAAGUUUGUGCUAAGUGCUAG
Messenger RNA from Euleptes europaea (tarantolino), 921 nucleotides. It is a transcript of the gene C5H2orf72, whose product is annotated as chromosome 5 C2orf72 homolog. The coding region runs from base 1 to 921 and encodes 306 amino acids. The record is from RefSeq and is a predicted model, not a curated record. Lineage: Eukaryota; Metazoa; Chordata; Lepidosauria; Squamata; Sphaerodactylidae. The transcript is spliced from 5 exons.